AUGGAAAAUGAAACUGAUGAUCAUAUAAGGUAUAACGAUAACAUCAACGGCGAGGAGGAACGUUUACCUUUGGAGUCUAUGACCGGAAAACCAACAUCCACGGCGGAGUUACAGCCGCAGCAACCGCCACCAUUCUUGGUGAAGACAUACAAGGUGAUUGAGGAUCCGAUCACGGACGAGGUUAUAUCUUGGAACGAAGAUGGAAGCGGUUUUGUCGUGUGGCAGCCGGCUGAGUUCGCAAGAGAUCUCUUACCAACACUUUUCAAGCAUUGCAACUUCUCUAGUUUCGUUCGGCAGCUCAAUACUUACGGGUUUAGGAAAGUGUCGACAACAAGAUGGGAGUUUAGUAAUGAGAUGUUUCUAAAAGGGCAAAGAGAGCUAAUGUGCAAUAUCCGAAGAAGGAAGAGUUGCCUACACUCACACUCACACAACAAGUCUCAUCAGGUUGUACCAACGACCACAGCAAGGCAAGAUGAUCAAUCACGGCUUGGUGUUGAUCCUCAAGACUCUUCCUCCACUUCCUCCUCCUUUGUAUACUCUGCUUUACUCGACGAAAACAAGUGCUUGAAGAGUGAAAAUGAGUUCCUGAGUGCAGAACUCGGGAAGACCAAGAAGAAAUGCAAACAACUUAUGGAGUUGGUGGAAAGAUACAGAGAGGAAGAAACCGAUGAUGAUGAUGAUAAUGAUAAUCAUGGGCUUAAGCUGUUUGGAGUAAAACUAGAGUGA
Messenger RNA from Eruca vesicaria subsp. sativa (arugula), 726 nucleotides. NCBI's taxonomy places the organism in Eukaryota, Viridiplantae, Streptophyta, Magnoliopsida, Brassicales, Brassicaceae. The record is from the annotation of a GenBank genome assembly.